AUGCUCCUCUUUUUGACGACGUUUGAGAGUUUAAGUCCUAAAAAAUCAGGAAACAAAUCGCAAAUCUGCAGAUCGAAAUCCGAUUCAUCAUCAUCUUCUUCUCCGCCUCGAUCGCUCUUCUCAUCGAGCUUGAUCUACGAGUGUGGCCCUCUCUGCAAAUGCCCUCCUGCUUGCUACCUAAGAGUCACGCAGCGAGGGAUCAGGUUCAAGCUCGAGAUCUUCAAAACCGAGUCGAGAGGUUGGGGAGUGAGGUCUCUCAGCUCGAUACCUUCGGGUAGCUUCAUAUGCGAGUACGUCGGCGAGCUUUUGGAGGAUAAAGAAGCCGAGAGAAGAACAGGGAACGACGAGUAUCUCUUUGACAUUGGGAACAAAUACGACAACUCUUUAGCUGAAGGGAUGUCGAAGCUAAUGCCAGGGAUGGAGAAAGAGAAAGAAGAAGAAGAUGGUGGCGAUGGUGGUGAGACCACGGGGUUCACCGUCGACGCCGCGAAGAAAGGGAACAUCGGGAGGUUUAUAAACCAUAGCUGCUCGCCGAAUCUGUAUGCACAGAACGUGUUGUAUGAUCAUGAAGACAAGAGGAUCCCUCACGUGAUGCUGUUUGCGAUGGACAAUAUACCUCCGCUUCAAGAACUCACUUACCAUUAUAAUUACAUGAUCGACCAGGUGCGCGAUGUUAACGGUAAUAUCAAGAAGAAGAUUUGCUACUGUGGUUCUUCUGAGUGUACCGGUAGGCUCUAUUAAUCGAUUACCCUCAAACUUUUUCUCCCCUGGUUUAAACUCAGAUUCUUCAUUGUUUUUAUGUUAUUCAUCAACAGUUUAUGUUAUACCGUAGAAUCUAUAUAAAUUAAUAUACCAUAUAGCAGCAGCUAAGAACAACAAUGGAGCAAUCUUGGUCUCUGUUUUCUCUGUUUUCAAGUAUUGGCGAUCACAAGGAAAGAUCUUUUUUUACCUGAAUGAUACCGACAAGAGGAGAAGAAUGAACAUCGCCAAAUAUGUGAAUCCCAACUGUAGAGAUAGCCAUUGAUAAUGGUCUUAAACUUGGUUUCACAGAAUGUAAACGCACUUAGUUCACAAGAGCCUGAAGAAGAAGAAAGAUAGACGAAAUCUGUUAUGGUAAAUAUAUCUCUUUUUGAUUGGACCUUAACAGAGGAAUACAUAGAAAAAAAAGAGGAAAGAACACGACAGAAACAGAGUAAACGGAAACAAUAAUUGAAAUCAAGACACCAUAAAUGGGUUGCCUUCUACCCCAAGCUUCUUUCUCUCCGGUCCAUUUGGUUUGGUUGUUCUUCAAGUUGGGCUUACGAAGGCUACACAAAAUAUACGUUAGUUUUACUUAUAAUAUAUUUUUUUCAAAUUCAGAACAUUACCGAUCGAGUUAGCUGCUGUGGUGCUUCUUCUUCUUCUGCGUUUGUUUCGGCCAAAAGGACUCGUGUACCACUCUGGUUUGUGUGAGACCAAUAUGUAUCCAAUCGCCAACCCAAACGCAAUACCAGGGACAUAUCCUAUUGCAGCUGCAAUCCAACUGAACACCUCAUCAUCUUCUUCUUCUGGCUUUGGCGUUUCAGACUGUUGCGAUGAAGGCUUGUGGAUAUCUCUGCAAACUUCAUCAAGAGCAGGGCGAAAAGUCCCGAGUUGUUGUCGAAGGAAGAGCAAGGCUGCGUUCGAAACUGAGUGCCUCCUGGUAAUUGACCUACAAGCUGGUUGUGGGAGAAGUUCAUGUACUCAAUGAACGAGAGGUUCCCUAACUCUUGUGGAAUUUCUCCUGAAAGCUUGUUUUGGGAAACAUCUAGUGACUCCAGAGCUGUCAGGUUCCCCAUAGAUGAUGGAAUGUGGCCAGUGAAAGCAUUGUUUGACAAGUUGAGAACGUGAAGCUCUUUGAGUAAGCCGAUGGACUUUGGAAUCUCGCCUUCAAGUUUGUUUCCAGAGAAGUCGAGUGCUGUGUAGAUUUUUAGGAUACGUUUCAGCUCCAAUGCUACACUUUAUUCACCAAAACCAUCGAAUCUUGGUAAUAGCCUAAUUCAUCUCCCAUAUAACGUUCCUUUGACUGAUCUUCAUGAAUACCAAGUGAUGACAUUGAACUCCAGUUCUCAAAAUAAUCAGACGGCAGAGUUCCAUUGAAUUGAUUGUGUGAUAUGUCGAUGAUCUUCAGCUUAAGGAAUAUUCCUUGAUGUAUCGGUCCAUGGAAUGCAUUGGAGCGCAAGACAAGAACUUGCAGGUUUUGUAAAGAACUCAACCAGAACGGAAACGUGUCGUUGAUUCUGUUGCUUUCCACAUUCAGAACUUCAAGAGUGGGGAAAUGGAGCAAAGAUCUUGGAAGCUUUCCCACUAGUUGGUUAUGUCCAAGGUCAAGCGUUCUUAGAACUUUAAAUACAUUCCUCGGAACACCUCCACUAAGAUGGUUCUGAUGUAGGUUCAGAACUGAAAGUCUGCUCUUGAGAUUUCCCAUACAAAGAGGGAUUGAACCAUUGAAUUUGUUGUCUGAUAAAUCUAGAAUGGUUAGAGACUGAAACUCGUAUAUGAGAGAUGGAAUCUCUCCUGUGAAGUUGUUUUUAGAGCCAAACAAGUGCUGCAGGGCAGAGGAUAGUCCAAGUUUCGUUGAACUUUCGAAACCGAUGAAAGUGUUGUUGGAAAGAUUCACGUACUCAAGUUUUGGCAGUGUCCAUAACCAGCCAGGAACUUGACCUUUGAUUUUGUUGUUGGAAAUGUCUAGAGUCUCCAUACGCUGCCGGGUUCUUAGAAGUUCUGGAAAUCCGAUAAUACCGCAGCCUGACAAGUUUAAAUGACGUAUCUUCUGUGAAGGAGAAUCUGAAACUGAAUUGUUUGUGGCUAAAAUAUGGUUCCCUGAGAGAUUUAAUUCUUCGAGCCUCUUGGUACAUGAUGAGAUUGCAUUCAAGUCAAUCGUUGUUGUGGUGUUCAGAUAGGAGAGUUCAAGACUGGAAAGCAACUUGAGAUGCGAGAAGAUAGUGAGAUCAACUGGGCCUUGGGUAUUCCAAUGGGAAAGGUCAAGUAUCUCAAGAUUGACUAAUUUGGAAAUGGAUCUGGGGAUUGGCCCUCUGAAGUUGUUACCGCCAAGAAAUAACCAUAUGGUAUUAGAUGGUGAAGAUAUAUUUCCAAACUCAAGAGUGCCGUUGAGUUGGUUACUUGACAAUGCAAUAGAUGCCAAAGAAGGAAUGUUGAAGAGAGAAGAAGGAACGGUUCCAACCAAAGCGUUCCCCCUUGCGUGAAACAUAUUCAGGUUUGAGAGUGAGCUAAUGUUUGGAGGAAGCGUUCCUGUGAAUUGAUUGGAGCUCAGAAAUAAAGUCGACAGCUUUGUCAAAAAUUAAGUAGUGCAACAGGAAAGUUACCACUAAGCUUAUUGGAUUCUAAUCUUAAUAAGGUCAACUGUUUCAAACUGCCAAAAGAAGAUGGGAUUUCACCAUCGAAACUGUUACCGCUGAGGCGAAGAGAUUCGAGAUGAUAGAGCUUUGUAAUUGAAGAUGGAAUAUGGCUCCUCAACUGAUUACCAGAAAGAUCGAGAGAGGUGAGAUGUGAAAGGUUUCCAAUUGAGGAUGGAAUCUGACCCAAAAAGUGAUUACUAGAAAGAUCGAGAUCAGUGAGACGUGAAAGAUUUUCAAUUGAAGACGGAAUCUGACCCGAGAAUUGAUUAUCAGAAAGAGCAAGAGAGGUGAGAUGUGUAAGAUUUCCAAUUGAAUACGGAAUCUGGCCGGAGAAAUUGUUACUAGAAAGAUACAGAGAGGUGAGAUAUGAAAGAGUUCCAACUGAAUACGGAAUCUGGCCAGAUAAAUUAUUAUUAUAAAGAUAGAGAGAGGUGAGAUGUGUAAGAUUUCCAAUUAAAGAUGGAAUCUGACCAAAAAGAUGAUUAUUAGAAAGGUUGAGAGAGGUGAGAUGAAAAAGGUUUACAAUGGAAUAUGGGAUUUGACCAUGUAAAUCAUUAUAUGAAAGGUCGAGAACUGUUAGAAAAGGAAUGUUUUGAAAGGUAUUCGAAUGAAACCUGCCAUGGAGGCAGCUGCAGCUGAGGUCUAGCUCGAUCACUUUCCCAGACUUGGCAUCGCACGUGAUACCAUCCCAAUAACAACAAUCACUGUUAUUUCCCCAUGACUCCGUCUUCGGAUGAGGCUUUACAUAGCUACCAUUAACAUAACAGUCAUAAGAAAAAGAAGGCUUCCUGAUCUCAAACUCGUUCUUGAACUGGAGAAGUGCAUCCCUUUGUUCAGGAUGACACACAUGUCUAAUAGGAACCGCAGACACGUUUUGAAAAUAAAGUAUGAACGAGAAGAGAAAAGAAAAAGUAAUAUGAAUGGUCCUCAUUGAGUUCCAACAGCCUUUCGUUCUUCUUCUUCAAGCUAAUUUAAUUUCUCUUGAAUAUCAAUAAUAAAGAAGCGAAAGAUGGAAAUGGUGAUAGUAAAACAAGGUUUCAUUCCCCGUCUCUUUAUAUAGAUUUCAUAUAGAGAGUGCUCCAGGUUCACUCAGAUUGACUCACCAUCAAGUCUUUGUACGAAGUGUUAUUCACG
Thlaspi arvense is the source of this 4511-nucleotide messenger RNA. NCBI's taxonomy places the organism in Eukaryota, Viridiplantae, Streptophyta, Magnoliopsida, Brassicales, Brassicaceae. The record is from the annotation of a GenBank genome assembly.